UACAACACUGCCGGCUACUCGGCUCAAGAUGUCGCUGUUAAACGUUAGUAGAACUGUCAUGAAUAUAAACUACAUCUAACUUCACGCGUCCAUUUUUUACUUCCUUUUCCGUGUUAGCUGUGAAAGAAUAAACAUGCCGCUAGCCAAAGAUUUAUUGCAUCCUUUGCCCGCUCAAGAAAAGCGUAAGCACAAGUUGAAGCGCUUGGUGCAACACCCUAACUCCUACUUCAUGGAUGUUAAGUGCCCCGGCUGCUACAGAAUCACCACCGUCUUCAGCCACGCUCAAGGCGUUGUUGUAUGUGCGGGAUGUGCUACCAUCUUGUGCCAGCCAACCGGUGGCCGUGCUAAGCUCACAGAAGGUUGCUCUUUCAGAAGGAAGCCUCAAUAAAUGUGAUGUUUUAGUUUGCUGCCUCAUCAUAAUUUUUUCAAAUUUAAUUUUUUAACAACCAGAAAAAACAAAAAAAACAAUAAAAACUUUUUCGUUCUGAAAAGAUAAGAAAGUAUCAAUCAACUAA
Calliphora vicina (urban bluebottle blowfly) is the source of this 515-nucleotide messenger RNA. It is a transcript of the gene RpS27, whose product is annotated as ribosomal protein S27. The record is from RefSeq and is a predicted model, not a curated record. Gene Ontology annotation, biological process: translation; ribosomal small subunit assembly. NCBI's taxonomy places the organism in Eukaryota, Metazoa, Arthropoda, Insecta, Diptera, Calliphoridae. The transcript has 3 exons. Gene Ontology annotation, cellular component: ribosome; cytosolic small ribosomal subunit. Gene Ontology annotation, molecular function: structural constituent of ribosome; RNA binding. The coding region runs from base 134 to 388 and encodes 84 amino acids.